Messenger RNA from Rhodotorula toruloides NP11, 2244 nucleotides. RefSeq names its product transcription regulator. Gene Ontology annotation, molecular function: protein dimerization activity; DNA-binding transcription factor activity, RNA polymerase II-specific; RNA polymerase II cis-regulatory region sequence-specific DNA binding. NCBI's taxonomy places the organism in Eukaryota, Fungi, Basidiomycota, Microbotryomycetes, Sporidiobolales, Sporidiobolaceae. Gene Ontology annotation, cellular component: nucleus. Gene Ontology annotation, biological process: regulation of transcription by RNA polymerase II. The transcript is spliced from 3 exons. Bases 1 to 2244 code for a protein of 747 amino acids. The record is from RefSeq and is a predicted model, not a curated record.
AUGGGACCCCCGCCUCCUCUUCCUGUCAACACUCCCUUCGCCCACAACCCGCUACGCGCGACGCUGGGGUUUGACAUUCAUCCUCUGUCGCCAUCCGACACGUCUUCGCCCGCCACGAGUCCCCCAAUCGCCUUCAGCCCGCGUCUCUUCCCCGACAACUCGCUCCCCACCUACCUCUCCUCGGCUUCGACUCCCUCGUCCGGGUCCACCUCGAGCGCAGGCGGGAUGCCUCCUCCGCCGACGCAGCAGUUUGGCUUCAAGGCGGACGCGGGCUCGUCGCCUGUGCCGGUCGGGAGAGGCGGGAUGGGUGGACCUGCCGGGACGGUGGGAGCGGGGAUCGACCCUUCUGUCCUCUUUGGACUGGGCCAGCCUGCCUCUGGCGGAUACGGCUCGUUUGGUAUGGGCAUGGGAUCGUAUGGCGGGCCGUCGAGCGUGCUGAGCGACGCCGACCUUGACUUGGAGAACAUGAUCGCUUCUUUCGGCAACGGGACGAACGGUGGACACGGACACAACGGUCAUGCCGGACAUGCGAGUUGGGCAGGAGACGCAGCGGUUGCGAACGGGCUCCUUGGACUGGCCUCGCAUGCGCCGAACAACCCUUCUCUCCAGGCUUUCGCCUCGCCGCAGAUGCACCACGCUCCUUCGCCCACUGCACACUCCCGCGCGGCAGCCUCGCCGACCGAAGAACGCGAUUAUGGCUCGCUUGGGAGCGGGCGUCGACGCGGCAGCGAAGGUUUCGGCUCUCCCCCUCCAUCCCGCCACCCUCCUCCUUCUGCUACCAACUCUUCUAAGCGCUCGACCUCGACCGAGCGAACCGGUCGCGUCGGCCGCUCGAGCGGUAUCGGCAAAGCGCCGAGGCAGACGAGCCGGAGUCGAAGCGCUCGCAGGUCGGCGAAUGCGGCUGGCUAUCAGGACAGGCCGUCGCCCGGCGGCAAGGAAGGCGAGAGGGCCACUUCCUCCGGUGGAGGUACGCCCGCAGUUACGCCUGGCGCAGGCGGUAUGCCAGCUACGUCGUCUGCACACGGAACGGUGGCCAUCGUCAUCCCCUCUUCCUCCGCCUCCAUGACCAUACCCACUUCGCCCGGCGCAAACCACCUCUCGCGCUCCUUCGGCCACUCCCACCACGCCUACGCCAUGUCGCUCCCAACCUACCCUUCGGCAGCUGGCACCCCCUCCUCCGUCCCAACAGCCGGCUCGUGGUUCCCUCAAGCACACCAACACUCGUCCUUUGCCGCAUCAGGCUCAACAGGCGCGUUUGCAUCGCCUCAUGUCCCGCCGACCUCGCUUGCGAUCGGGAGUCCGACGUCGCCGCGUGCGGAUCCGCUGACGGGUUGGAGGCCCUCGAGCGGGGUGGGAAUGCCGGCUUCGGCGCCGGCGGGGAUGACGAGUGCGUCGGGAAGCUUGGGGGUCAGUGUGAGCUCGGCGGGCGGGUCGAGGAAGAACAAGGGGUUGGAGGACGUACUGGAGGAAGAGGCGGAUAGCAGAGGCGACCCCAUCUCGGAGAAGCGACGCAAGCGCCGCGAAUCGCACAAUGCCGUCGAGCGUCGCCGGCGGGACAACAUCAACGACCGAAUCUCCGAGCUCUCCGCUCUCCUCCCUCCCGCCCUCCUUCUAGGCCAAUCGCUCGACCCCGCCGCCGCGCUCAACCCAGACCAAGCAGCGGACGAGGGACCUGCCAGUCCGGCGAUUGGCGCGUUGAGCCUCAUGAGCCCGAUGCCGGGGACGAGUGGGAGUCCGCCUGGGCCUGGGUUUGCGGCGGGCCCUGGUGGAGCAGCAGGGACGCCGCAGAAGCCGAAUAAGGGAGUGGUGUUGGCUAAGAGCGUCGAGUACAUUCGCUACCUUCAACAAGUCGUCGAGUUGCAGCAGCAGCAGACUGCCGAACUGAUGCGCCAGAACACGCUCCUCCGCCAGUCUCUCUCCUCGGGCACCGGUUCCUCGCCCGAAGACCGUCCCUCCGUCUUUGCGCAUGUCCCGCCUCAGCCGCCCUCGUUCCCUCCGUCAACAACGACCGCGAGCUCGGCAACGUCGCCUGGACAGGUAGCCGCGGGCCAUAUGAGCAUGGCAGCGGACGAAGGCGAGCGGCGCAGUAAUUCUGGCACGGCCUUCCUCGACUAUGUCGAUGACGAGGCCGAGCAGGGCGGCGAGGGAGAGGCGAGGCAGAGGGGUUGGACGCCCCUGCUUGAUGCGGGCGGGAUGCACGUCCUCAAGUCGGAGGAGGACGCGGACGACAUGGACGAGUCGUGA